Molecule: messenger RNA, 1930 nt
Organism: Ochotona princeps (American pika)
Lineage: Eukaryota; Metazoa; Chordata; Mammalia; Lagomorpha; Ochotonidae
Gene: DHRS3
Product: dehydrogenase/reductase 3
Exons: 6
Coding region: 583-1491 (302 amino acids)
Cellular component (GO): lipid droplet
Molecular function (GO): oxidoreductase activity, acting on the CH-OH group of donors, NAD or NADP as acceptor
Source: RefSeq, a predicted model, not a curated record
CACCCCCCCCCCCGGGACUUUGAUUCUUCCUGGAGAAGGGGGCAGACGCGCCGCUAUUUGGAAACAGCCUGGUUGUUUUGUUUUGAUUUUUUUUUUUAACCUUGCACUUUGAGACCGCGGGGCUGGAGCCGGGUGCGCGCGUGUGGUUGGUGCCUUUUUUUUUUUUUUUUUUUUUCUCUUUCUCUCUCUCCUGCCCCAGCCUAAACUCUGGCAGCCUGUAAACACGACCUGCGAGUUCCCCCGCCGAGACGGCGGCCCGACCAGAAACUUCUGCUUCUAGCUUCACACCCCCGCCCUUGCUGGCUCCCCCUGCCGCCCCGCUCGCCGCCCCAACCUCCGAGACGCCGUCCUGUUCCCGAGGACUUGUUCUUUUUACUCCUUUUUUUUUUCUUCCCCCUCGCCCCACCUCGUUCUGCGCUUUGCAUUUGGCUGGAAAGAGGUGAUCUCCAGAGCGCCCAGGUGGGACGCUUCGCUCCUCCUUAUUCGGCUUAUUUAUUGCUGUGUGGGCUGUUUUCUUGUUUGGAUUCCUGUUUGGCUCGGGCUGAAGAGUCUUGCCCCCUGCCCAGCGCCGCGGCGCGCAGGAUGAUGUGGAAGUGGCUGGGAGCGCUGGUGGUGUUCCCUCUACAGAUUGUCUACCUGGUGGCCAAAGCGGCCGUGGGGCUGCUGCUGCCCGCCAGGCUGCGGGACCUGUCGCGGGAGAGCGUGCUCAUUACCGGCGGCGGCAGAGGCAUCGGGCGUCAGCUCGCCCGCGAGUUCGCGGAGCGCGGCGCCAGGAAGAUUGUUCUCUGGGGCCGAACUGAGAAAUGCCUGAAGGAGACAACAGAGGAGAUUCGUCAGAUGGGUGCCGAGUGCCACUACUUCAUCUGUGACGUGGGCAACCGGGAGGAGGUAUACCAGACGGCCAAAGCUGUCCGGGAGAAGGUAGGCGACAUCACCAUCCUGGUGAACAACGCCGCCGUGGUCCAUGGGAAGAGCCUGAUGGACAGCGAUGACGAUGCCCUGCUCAAAUCCCAGCACAUCAACACGCUGGGCCAGUUCUGGACCACCAAGGCCUUCUUGCCACGCAUGCUGGAGCUGCAGAACGGCCACAUCGUGUGCCUCAACUCCGUGCUGGCCCUCUCUGCCAUCCCCGGCGCCAUCGACUACUGCACGUCCAAAGCAUCGGCCUUCGCCUUCAUGGAGAGCCUUACCCUGGGGCUGCUCGACUGUCCGGGCGUCAGCGCCACCACCGUGCUGCCCUUCCACACCAGCACCGAGAUGUUCCAGGGCAUGAGGGUCAGGUUCCCCAAGCUCUUCCCGCCGCUGAAGCCGGAGACGGUGGCCCGGAGGACGGUGGAAGCCGUGCAGUUGAACCAGGCCCUGCUCCUAUUGCCAUGGACCAUGCACAUCCUCAUCCUCUUGAAAAGCAUUCUGCCGCAGGCUGCACUGGAAGAGAUCUACAGAUUCUCAGGAACUUAUACCUGCAUGAACACGUUCAAAGGGCGGACAUAGAGCAGGAAAAGAGACACUCGGAGAGCUGUGGGGGAGCCUGAGGCGGCCUGGGCACCUGGGCACGCGCCCACGCGCCUGCCCCCCGACACACUGCUGCUGGGUGAACAGGACCGCUCCUGUCACCAGGGAGGAAUCCGGCCACCCAUGCCCAGCCGGCCCCAGGACCUUUGCACAGGACUGACGGGUAUAACUCUGACCCCCAUGGGGUGGCAAGAGACCAGCCAGCAGCCGCCUUGUCACAUUGGUCCAUUUCUGUCUGUAGUCUGUUGUUCAGUUGCUUCUUGGCUGUCCCCAGCAUCAGCAAUGUGCAAAGACUGUUUCUGGGAGCUUCUGUCCCCACUCACAUCUGCCUUCCCCUCCAAAAUCCACUCACCCGUUCAUCAACCUACUGCGCAAACUGGUUGGAAGGCAGGAAUGACAAAUAAAAAGUUGGCUUUUG